GUCACAUUUCCACUACACAGUUCGGAAGAAAUGGCGGACAUGGACGAGUUGUUCGGGAGUGAUGGGGACAGCGACAAUGAGCAGCGAGAGUCCGGUUCUGGCUCCGGCUCAGACUCUGAGCAGGAGAGACCCCGAUCUGCCAGCAACGCCUCGGGGAGCGGCAGCGACAGCGAGCGGGAACAGAAUGAUGAGGAAGAAGAGGAAGGCCAGGAGGAAGGAAAACCCAGCAUCAAUAAGGAGCUGUUUGGAGACGACAGUGAGGACGAGCAACACAGUCAACACAGUGGCAGCGACAACCAGUCGGAAAGGUCGGCGAACCAGUCUGAGGCCAGCAUGCACUCGGAGCCGGCGGACCGCGACCACUCCGACGGCGAGCAGCACAGCGGCUCGGAGCGCGGCCGCCGGGACGAAGACGAGGAUGAAGAGGACGAGGCGCGCCGGUCGGGUGCAGGAAGCCCGGCCGGCAGCGGGAUGUCGGCAGAGGGGAGCCCUCACUCCGAGAUGGGCAGCGCGCGUUCGGAAAGAAGCGUGCACAGUGAGCCCGGGACGCCGCAGUCGGGGGCCGCCACCCCUCUGUCCGACGGAGAGGCCUCCGGCAGGGAGAACCAGUCUGAUGAUGAGAAGUGGGAAGGAGGGGCCAAGAGCGACCAGUCGGAGGAUGAGGAGGAGAAACGCCGUUACUCCGACGAAGAAAGAGAGAACUCUGACGACGAGGGGCCGAGGAACAGGAAGUCAGAAUCGGCAAAGGGCAGCGAUAGUGAAGAUGAUUUCUUAAGACAGAAAACUAAAACGAAAGCCGCAUACGAUUCAGAUUCAGACAGCGAUGUCGGGUCAAAGAAAGUAAAGAAGACGGCGGCAGACGACCUGUUUGGAGAGGCCGACGACAUCUCCUCAGACAGCGACGCGGAGAAGCCUCCCACCCCGGGACAGCCCCUGGAUGCAGAGGAUGGGAUGGAGGGCGAUCAUGCAGAAGAGGAGCACGCCCCUGAAACCCGAAUCGAAGUCGAGAUCCCGAAAGUCAGCACGGACUUGGGAUCUGACCUUUAUUUUGUCAAGCUGCCAAACUUCUUGUCUGUGGAGCCCAGGCCCUUUGAUCCUCAGUACUAUGAGGACGAAUUUGAGGAUGAAGAGAUGCUGGACGAAGAGGGACGGACCAGGCUCAAGCUGAAGGUCGAGAAUACUAUUCGUUGGCGAGCCAAGAGAGACGAGGAGGGAAACGAAUCACGGGAAAGCAAUGCACGCAUCGUCAAAUGGUCCGACGGCAGCAUGUCCCUCCACCUAGGGAAUGAGGUGUUUGAUGUUUACAAAGCUCCUCUCCAGGGAGACCACAACCACCUGUUCAUCCGACAGGGCACCGGACUGCAGGGACAGGCUGUGUUCAAAACCAAGCUCACCUUCAGGCCGCACUCCACAGACAGCGCCACCCACAGGAAGAUGACCCUGUCUCUGGCCGACCGCUGCUCCAAGACACAGAAGAUCCGAAUCCUUCCCAUGGCGGGACGAGACCCGGAGUCGCAUCGCAAUGAAAUGAUCAAGAAAGAGGAGGAGCGGCUGCGAGCUUCCAUCCGCAGAGAGUCCCAGCAGAGGAGGAUGAGGGAGAAGCAGCACCAGAGAGGCCUGAGCAGCGGUUACCUGGAGCCCGACCGCUACGAUGACGAGGAGGAUGGCGAGGAAGCAGUCAGCCUGGCGGCCAUCAAGAGCAAAUACAAGGGGGGAGGAGGCCUGAGAGAGGAGCGAGCAAGGAUCUACUCGUCCGACAGUGAUGAAGGCUCAGAUGAUGACAAGGCCCAGAGGCUGAUGAAGGCCAAGAAGCUAGACAGCGAUGAGGAGGGCGAAGGAUCAAGCAAGAGAAAGGCAGAGGAUGACGACGACGAGGAGGAGCAGGAAGUAGCCACCAAGAAGGCCAAGAAAUAUGUCAUCAGUGACGAAGAAGAGGAGGAGGAAGAGGUGGAGGAGGAGGAGGGCGGAAAGGAGGAAGGGGAAGGGGAGGAGGUGGAAGAUGAUGAUGAUGAUGAUGAAUAAUAAACUUUUUGUUACCUUUUCAUUCAACUUUAUUAUCAGUGCUCAGCCCACAUGGCAUAUAAACAAGCCAUAUUUAGUUUUGUAUAUUUUCUUAAGAUCCGGGUGAGUGUGAUCGUGUAUUUGCUUGUUUAUGUUGUGUACAGAAAAGGUGAGAAAUAAAAAAUCGAUUGUCUUAUGUAA
This is a messenger RNA of Gasterosteus aculeatus aculeatus (three-spined stickleback), 2202 nucleotides long. RefSeq names its product LEO1 homolog, Paf1/RNA polymerase II complex component (gene leo1). Gene Ontology annotation, molecular function: RNA polymerase II C-terminal domain phosphoserine binding. Gene Ontology annotation, biological process: positive regulation of transcription elongation by RNA polymerase II; transcription elongation by RNA polymerase II. Lineage: Eukaryota; Metazoa; Chordata; Actinopteri; Perciformes; Gasterosteidae. The record is from RefSeq and is a predicted model, not a curated record. Gene Ontology annotation, cellular component: nucleus; Cdc73/Paf1 complex.